Caenorhabditis angaria is the source of this 1845-nucleotide messenger RNA. NCBI's taxonomy places the organism in Eukaryota, Metazoa, Nematoda, Chromadorea, Rhabditida, Rhabditidae. The record is from the annotation of a GenBank genome assembly.
AUGACUGAUCAAAUGAGAGAUAUGAUUGCUCAGCUUAUGGGAACUGACAAUUUGGAAGGAAAAGGUAAACUUUGCCUUUUUUCACAGAAAAAUUUUUAUUCGAAAAAACUCCCCAAAAUUUCUAUAUCGAUUUGUUUUUCCAGAAAGACCUGGUAUCCCAUACGAUCAUCCAAAUGUAUGCCGCGCUUAUCUUCUCGGAAUAUGUCCGCACGAUUUAGUACCGGACAGUAGAUUACAGGUUAGUUGAUUAUGUUCUUUCUGAAUCUAGACAGAAUAUUUCAAAUCCCAUUUUCUCCUAAAAAGCUAUCUAAUGUUAGGUGCAAAAACAACACGCAUUCUUCCGGACUCAGAAUGUUUUUUGUGAGUUUUGAAAAUAACUUUUUUUACUACAUGUUUUCUAAAAUCAAUCGAAAAAUCCCCCAACUUCUUCUCGUUCUUCCUAAAAUACGUGAGUUUUGUGCAACAGGCAUAAAGUGAGUCAAGGAUUUAUUAGAUCUCAAUUAAUAUUUUUUCGGAUUUUCGUUUUAGUAAGGUUUGAUUUUUUGCAGAGUGUUGUUUCUUGCCGAAAAGUUCACGAACCUGCGCAUAAAGCUGAUUUUGUAAGAGCUCAAAGAGUUAAAGAUCACUUCUAUGAUGUUGAUGUAAGUUGAAAAGUCUAUAGUGAAUCCGGAAAAAAUGUGAUAUUUUAGGCUUAUGAAAUUCUCGAAUACGCAGUUCAUCAAGUUGAUAUUGAAGUAGCAAAAGUUCGCGAAAAAUUGGAAGAUGAUGUGAAACUUCAAUCGAAUGCUGUUGCCGAUUCGAAAGCAGCAAAGAUUUCAGAAUUGGAGGAGAAAAUCGCGGCGGUAAGAAUUAUUUGUUGAAUUUUGGAAUUUUAAAUUCUAUUCGUCUUCAGAAUGUCAUUGAUAUCGAAAAAUUGGGAAAUGAGGGAAAAAUCGAGGAAUCGAUGCGUCUCCAUAAAUUAGUUGAAGAAAUGCGUGAACAAGUGAAUGAUAUAAUCAAUCAAACCGAAUUCAAAGUCGCUGGACCGGGAUCGAAUGCGGCAAAAUUGCGAGUUUGUGAGGAUUGUGGAGCACAAUUGAAUAUUAUGGAUCAUGAGACUCGAAUUGCGGAUCAUUAUAAUGGAAAAAUGCAUAUUGGAAUGGUUGAGACACGUGAAACAUAUUUGAGAAUGAAGGAGACGAUUGAAGAUAGAAGAAAUGAGAGAUCGGAGAAGUUGGGAAGUCGAUAUUCAUCCAAUUAUAGUUUUAAUCGACAUGGAGGAGGAGGAGGAAGAAGUGAUAGAGAUAGGUGAGGUUUUUUGGAGAAAUAUUUGAAUCGGGGUAGAUUUGGGUGAUAUAGUACUAAAUUUAAAAUUUUUGUUAGAACGAUUAGAAUUCCGAAUUUCAACCCUUUUAACCUGAUUUUCUUGGGCCUGAUGAUAAAUAAAAAGGCCCGAUAUUUGGGACCUAAAUCCAGAUUUGAGGCCCAAAAUUUUUAAAGCUUUAAUUCUAGCUUUUCUAGGAAUUUCAAGACUUUCCUAAUAUUGUACAGAAAUGUUUUGAACAAUUUUUCGCUCCGUGAAAAUAAAAUCCCUUCAUUACACUCUUCAAAUAUCCGAUUUUCAGAAGAGACCGAGGUGAUUAUAGUCGACGUGGUGGAGGUGAUCGUCGUAGAAGCAGAUCUCGCUCACGCUCAAGAGAUCGUGCAAAUAGUUAUAGAAGUGGAGGACGUGAUGAUCGAAGAUAUAAUCGAGAUGAUAGAAAUGGCGGAAGAGAUCGGUUUGUUGUUUUUCGAACUUUGUGAAUUUUUUUUCAAAAACAAAAAUUUAAUUGCAGACGUGACGAUCGACGUGACCGACGCUAUUAA